CCCAAGUGCAGCGUCCGGCUGCUCCUCCGCACCCCAGGAGCCCCCGGCCCUGCCUGCCACCAUGCCUGCCCGCUGCCUCCUCCUCCUCCUCCUGGGACUGCUCCUGGAGCUGGAGCCUGCCUUCUGCCAAGAAGCCCGGGGCAGCCUCCAGCCGUGGUCGCAGGGUGUCAUCGCAGUGGUUGUGUUUCUAGUGCUGGUGGCCAUCGUUUUCGUGGUCAACAGGUUCUGGUGUAAGAAGAAAGUGGAAAAUGCCGAGACGGUGGUGACUGUAGAGGACAAACAGGAUCCUGUCAUAUCCAAUGGCCAUGAAGGGAGAUACCUAUCAGCUGCAACCGACUUCAGGUCCAAAGAGAACCAGCACGCCUACGAGAACACGGUGGAGCCUGAGGAGAAGGUGAUCACCACUGCCAUGUAGCCGGCACCCAACCAGCCACCCUCCUUCCUCCUCUCAAUUUGCUUCACACGAUCGCGAUGGGCAUUUUCACAGAGACCCCCUGCACUGGUACCCCCCUGUGUGUGUGGUGGGUCCCUGACCUCCCCACGGCACCACCAUCUCCUGAUCUUUCCUUCUCACACCUGUGGGACACGCUCUUCUGCCUCGGGGGCUGGUGUCCACGUGGACAUCGGGCCCCAGGAGAAGUCUGGAGGUGCCACCUCUCCUGCCUGGUGGUCACCCCACCUGCCUGGCGAGGUUGAUGUCCCAAGUCCCAGAAGGGUGUUGACGUGCUUAAAACACAGAGGGGCUCCUGCUGGGGGCCUGGGACCUCCCUGCACCUCCAGCUGCGUUCUGGGGAGUUGCUGAUGGAAAACCUACUCUUUUCUCCCCAGCUCACCCUCCUUUUUACAACCAAUACCAUGCAUUUUAACGUCAGAACAAACCUUCUCCCCUGUACAUAUCUCCCCUGUGAGCAAUAAAGAGAAUUGU
Molecule: messenger RNA, 925 nt
Organism: Myiozetetes cayanensis
Lineage: Eukaryota; Metazoa; Chordata; Aves; Passeriformes; Tyrannidae
Gene: PDZK1IP1
Product: PDZK1 interacting protein 1
Exons: 4
Coding region: 62-415 (117 amino acids)
Source: RefSeq, a predicted model, not a curated record